AUGACUGCGUUUCAAACAAAUCUUAACCACAGUAGUUGUUCCGACAAAAUAACUGAAGUUGAUGCCAAUCUCACUGUGGUUCAACUGAGCUCUACGCACAAUGUUUGUGUCGCUCAUGAGGAAUGUCGUCAAUAUGGGGAACGGAUGGGACUUUACAUGUUUCUUAUAGGACGACAUUUCACAAGGCUCCCGGAUGAGUGCAUAGCCGGUGAAAAAGACGUUUGGACCAGUUUGAAUGAUCUACUGAUUAAUUCUGGCACAUCGAAAACCGGAUGGAAGGACGCAGAUCCACGUGAUCCAUUGUUCGCAUCAAGUGACAACUCUUUCAACUGGUUGGAAGGUCAACCAGGGGGAAAUGAACACGCGGUGGGUUUAGAAAAGAAAUCGAGAAAAAUUCACGAUAUCCCCAUGUUGUGGAGAGGCAAUCCGCAUCAAAUCGUGUGCCAGAUGGCUUGGUCUGUUUCAACAAGUCACCCCAUCAUGGUGCUAUCACAGUUCCGUUCGGAUUAUCCGUCAGUGAUUCGAGAGCUUAUUAGUCAGAGUACAACAGAGGAUUCGUGUUACGAAUCGUUCACAAGUACCACUGCUAUUGAAUGCGCUAAAAAAUGCUAUCUGAACGCAUAUUGUCGAUCAAGCUACUUCCACAACGACUCAAACACCUGUAUCUCCAUGCUGUACGUGGAUGCCAAAGUUCCAUCAAAAUUCGCUCAACUCAUUGGUCCGUGGAAGCGAUAUGCACGCACAGCUUGA
Messenger RNA from Echinostoma caproni, 750 nucleotides. NCBI's taxonomy places the organism in Eukaryota, Metazoa, Platyhelminthes, Trematoda, Plagiorchiida, Echinostomatidae. The record is from the annotation of a GenBank genome assembly.